CUUUGUUCGCCUUCAGUGCUUUUCAGUGCUUUUCCUUCAGUCUUUGAUUGCAUUCAACAUCUUUGUUCCAGAAAAUAGUAUCACAGUAUGGCUGAGCGCUCGCCACACCACCGACGCCGCCGACGCGGUAACGAAGGUCCAUUCAAGCCAGCUGCCGCGACUCCCGACGCGACUGCCCAUCAUCAUCACCAUCAGUAUCACCAGUAUCAUCAUGGCCGUCGCUGUGGCUGGGCUGCCCGCGCCAGGCCGUCGAUGAUGCAGCGAGUCGACUCUAUUUCCGCUGCCAUGGUGCUGCUGUUGCUGCUCUUUGCUGCAGCCGCAUUGCCGCGUCCUGCGCUCGCUGUUACCUGCGGAUCAACCACGCUCGCAUCGAGCCUCGAUGUUGCGAGAUUUGUGACGGCCUGCACCGCCAUCUCGGGCUCUCUCACCAUUUCUGGCAGCGACAUCAUCUCACUGCAGACGCCUGGGUUGCAAAGCCUCGUCAACGUCACUGGCGGCGUGACCAUCACCUCAAACACCGCGCUUGGCUCCCUCGCUGGUCUCGAGGCGCUCACCAACAUCGGAGGAUCCCUCUCCAUCACUUCCAAUCCGGCUCUGGGCAAUCUCGCCGGUCUUGCGGGAGUGCGGCAGAUUGGUGGGUCUUUUGAGGUCUCGCUCAACUCGGCCCUCACCAGCUUUUCGGGACUGUCGCAAUUGCGCACGGUCGCCGGGUCUUUGACGGUGUCGAGCAAUCCAAAGCUGCGCCAACUCAACUCCACCCGCUCUCUCACCCUCGUGAAUGGGGACUUGACGUUGCUGUCCAAUCCACUGCUUGCAUCCAUCGAGUUUCCCAGCCUUGUCAGCAUUGGCGCGAAUGCAAGCGUCAUUGCUUGCAAUCCGACGAGCUUGCAGGGAUUGUGUGCCCUCAAGUCUGUCGGCUCCAACCUUGCAGUGCGCUACAACCCCGUUCUCGCUGACAUUGACGGCCUGUCCAAACUGCGCACGGUCGGCGGUGGCAUGACAAUCGAGCAGAAUGCGGUUUUGGCAAACGUCGACGGCUUGCUCGGCCUCUCCUCCCGCGGAGUUGGUGGACUUGUCAUCAUCCAAGAUAACGCAGCGCUCUGCUUCACUGGGGUGGUGAACUGGACCAGCGUCGCAACAACGCUUCCCGUCAUUUGGCGGAAUCGGACGCCGUGUCCAGCAAGUCGUGCCGCGCCAUUGUCUGUUCCUGGACCAACCUACUCUGACGUGCGUGCCACGUCUGUGCUCGUCUCAUGGGAGCCAGCAAGCAACGUGAAUGGGAUUGUCACCGCCUACCGUCUGUUCGUUGGAUCGGUUGCAAGCAUGGACUUUUUUGCUUUCAACUCGUCCGUGCUUCCCGGCACCCAGUCCUUUUGCGCAAACUCGCGCGUUUCGUACAAUCUCACAAACUUGUCGCCCUACAAGACGUACUCAAUGUACACCAUUGCCUCCAAUCUUGCCGGGAGCACCUCGAGCGCGAUCACCACGAUUCGCACCGCAGAAGCUGCUCCACAAAAUGUCAGCGCUCCGGUUCUGAUUCCAAUCUCGUCGCGGCAGAUUGACAUUCAGUUUAAAGAUCCAGCCGUGCCGAAUGGCGUUGUCAGCGGCUUUGUUAUUCGGCGUAACGGAGCCGAGAUAUUCAAUUCUGCUCCGCCAGUCCCGACAGGCAGUCCACCGCGUUACACCUUUAGCGACCGAAUGCUUGAGCCCUAUACAAGCUACACCUACGUCGUCUACGCAAAGACCAGCGCGGGGUCAACCGCAAGUCCCAAUGCUACCGUUCGCACUCUGGAAGACGUUCCUGCAAGCAUCAACCCGCCCGUUCUCCAGCCUUACAACAGGACAAGUUUGAAUAUUACGUGGAGCGCACCCGAUCUGCCAAACGGACUGCUGGUGCGCUACACUCUGGAUUUGUACGUGGGAUCGUCAGGCGCGAGCGCGACGAUUUACAGCGGCACUCGUCGCUGGUUUAUCGCCAACGGGCUUUCCACCGAGAUCACGUAUCUCGCGCGUGUCACCUUCUGGAACAGCGCCGGCUCAGUGACGAGUGCUCCAGGGGCUGGCUCACCUGCUGCUCGAUCCAAUGACAGCGUGCUAUUGCGACCAACAACGUUGUGGCUGCUCGCCCCGCUUUUGUGUUUCAGUGUCUUACUUGCUGGCUGUUGAUACUCUCUCAAGUCCGUCCAUUCGGGCUGGAGCUAUUAUUGUUAGAUCACGUUCAAAGGGUGGUGUGAUGUUCCCUGUUAUGUAUUGUCACACACAAGUUUCAAAAUAAAUGUUCAAUCGAUGUAG
Capsaspora owczarzaki ATCC 30864 is the source of this 2292-nucleotide messenger RNA. RefSeq lists its product as hypothetical. Gene Ontology annotation, molecular function: protein binding. The record is from RefSeq and is a predicted model, not a curated record. Gene Ontology annotation, cellular component: plasma membrane; cell wall. NCBI's taxonomy places the organism in Eukaryota, Filasterea, Ministeriida, Capsasporidae. The transcript is spliced from 5 exons. The coding region runs from base 88 to 2166 and encodes 692 amino acids.